AUGGAAGCGUUUCCUAGGUGUCGCGCUGGAGGCAUUCCACUGCAAAACCACCUAAGGGAGAAGGUUGCUAGGGAAAGCUGCGGGCCACGAGGUGUUAAAAGGCUGCCUGAACUGGCAGGAGCUGGACGGAAUGUGGCAGCUGAGCCAAGGCAGGAGGAGCUCCCCAGAACCAGGAAGGAAAACCCUUUACCGCCUACGGUGACUCUGGGGCUCCCUCUGCUGACAAAAUUUAACGCAUACCGGCUGGCUAAGAAAGAUGAUGUUUCCUCACCAGGAGAUCUUGUUAUAGCAGAUGGAGGUGGUCAUCUGAUGGAAGGUGAUAAAAUUUAUUGGCCUACUCAGUCAGCUUUAACCACACGUUUGAGGCGUCUCAUCACUGCAUAUCAGCGUACUAAUAAAAACAGACAAAUUCAGCAGAUACAACCUACUUUCUCAGUGCCUGCCAGUGUGAUGCAUCCUCUUUAUGAAGAAGCCACUCUUAUUCCAAAAAUGGCAGCCAAGAUAGAAAGACAGCAGAGAUGGACAAGAAGAGAAGAAGCUGACUUCUAUAGAGUUGUAUCUACAUUUGGAGUGGUAUUUGAUCCUGACAGAGGCCAAUUUGAUUGGACAAAAUUUAGAGCUAUGGCUAGGCUACAUAAGAAAACUGAUGAUAGUCUGGAGAAAUAUUUGUAUGCAUUCAUGUCUAUGUGUCGGCGAGUUUGUCGCCUUCCUUCCAAAGAAGAAUUGGUGGAUCCAAAUAUUUUUAUCCAGCCAAUCACAGAAGAACGUACUUCUAGGACUCUGUAUCGCAUUGAACUUCUAAGGAAGGUAUGGGAACAGGCCCUCUGACAUCCACAAUUGUUUGAAUGCUUGAAGCUUUGCCAUCCAAAUCCAGACUUACCAGUCUGGUGGGAAUGUGGCCCUCAUGAUAGGGACUUGCUUAUUGGAGCUGCCAAACAUGGGGUGAGCCGAACAGACUAUCACAUUCUUCGUGAUCCCGAGCUGUCAUUUAUGGUAGCUCAAAGGAACUACAGUCAAAGCAGGACGGCUCGUUCAAGGACUUCUACCCCCCUUUUACAGCAAUACCAAGUAGCACUUUCUGCUCCUCUUACCUCUCUACCAAGGCUCCUCGAUACUAAAGGUAUUAUUUUAGAGGAUAUGAAAGUGAAAAGUGAAAGCCUGAAAGAGGAGCCUCAGUCUUCUGAAGAAGAAUCCAUGUCUUCUGAUGAAACCAGGACACUAAUAAAGUCUGAGCCUGUAAGUCCAAAGAAUGGUGUCUUACCACCAGCUACCGGAGACCAGAAAUCUGGUGGAAAAGGUGAAACA
Molecule: messenger RNA, 1305 nt
Organism: Manis pentadactyla (Chinese pangolin)
Lineage: Eukaryota; Metazoa; Chordata; Mammalia; Pholidota; Manidae
Product: chromodomain-helicase-DNA-binding protein 9-like
Exons: 5
Coding region: 1-828 (275 amino acids)
Source: RefSeq, a predicted model, not a curated record